UAUACAACCUUCAUCUCCACUCCUUGAUAAUGCUAGGUUUUAUGCUUAAGUUAAACAAACUUUAAAAAGUUGACAAAAAUACGAGCAAGUUGCAUAGUAUAUAAAGUGGACUUAAAGAACAUUGACUGUUCUUUUUUAUUAUAAUUUUUGGCUACUGAUUUUGAAAGAUACCAAUCUUUAUUUGCACUAAACACCAUUUUAAAGAGAACAAUGUCAAAUGACCAUAAUAAAACUGAAGAUUGUGAGGCUGUUGGAAAGCCUCAUGACAGACAUCAGAAAGAAAAAAUUCUAAAACAUGUUGUAAAUGAUGGACCGAUUGUAGUAACUUUUGAAGAUGUAAGUGCAGCUGCAUUUAGGAUAAAAAAUGGAAUAAAAAAGACUAUUUGUGAGAAAUCUUGUGCAUUAUCAGAUCUGCUUCAAAUGGAUGUUUAUCUAAAGAGAGAUUAUAUGCAAGUGACUGGCAGUUUUAAAGAAAGAGGUGCAAGAAAUACUCUAUUAAUGUUAACCAAGCAACAAAAAGCUGUCGGUGUUAUAGCUGCAUCAGCAGGUAAUCAUGCAUUAGCAUUAGCUUAUCAUGGAAAAGAGUUGCAUAUCCCAGUUACUGUAUGUAUGCCUAUAAAUGCUCCUAUUACUAAAGUCAGUAGAUGUAAAAAAUAUGGUGCCACUGUUUAUACUGAGGGAUCAGAUGUUAUUGAAGCUAAAGAGUUUGCUUUAAAAAUAGCUCAAGAAAAAGGAUUUGUUUAUAUCAAUGGAUAUGACCAUCCCGAUAUAUUGGCUGGUCAAGGUACCUGUGGUAUAGAGAUUGUUGAGGAUGUUAAUGGAAUUGAUGCGAUUGUAAUACCUACUGGUGGAGGAGGAUUGAUUGCUGGAUGUGCAGUAGCUGUUAAAAAUCUUCAUCCAAAUAUUGAAGUCAUAGGUGUAGAAAGCGAAAAGUGUGCAAGCUUUAAAGCAGCGUAUGAAGCUGGGAAACCAGUAAAAAUAGCAGUUGACCAAUCACUAACUUUAGCUGACGGAUUGUGCGUUUCAAUAGUUGGAGAAAAUGCAUUUUUUACAGCACGACCAUAUGUUGAUAAAGUUGUUUCAGUUAGCGAGCCUUAUAUUGCUAUGGCAGUCCUUCGCUUAAUUGAGAGCGAAAAGUGUGUUGUUGAGGGAGCUGGUGCAACUGGAUUAGCUGCUGGGCUAUCAGGUCAAUUAUCUCAUUUAAAGGGCAAAAGAGUUGUUUUUUUACUAUCUGGUGGAAAUAUUGAUUCAACUGUUCUUGGAAGAGUUAUUGAGCGUGGAUUAGCUGCUGAUGGUCGGUUAGUCAGAUUUUCUGCAGUGAUAUCAGACAGACCAGGAGGUUUGUUGGAACUUGCUAAGGUGCUAGCAGAACAUGGUGCAAGUGUUAAAGAUAUUUUCCAUGAAAGAGCGUGGUUACAAACAACAGUUUUCAAAGUAGAAAUAAAAGUGAUUUGUGAAGUACGCGAUUACGAACAUGGCUGUGCGUUGCGAAAGAUAUUAGAAAUCAAAUACGACGAUGUCAAUUGGUUAUCUAACGCCAUUCACGAUGGAUCCGAAAAUUGACAACUACCCGGAAAUAUUUUCAAAAUCAAAAUUUCUUGAGUGUUGUAUUUGUGAAUUUUUAAAACUUAUUUAAAGAUUUUAAAAUUUUAUCAUUAAAAUUUUUUAGAAAAAAAAGUUUUUGUUAAAUUUUUUUAGAA
Hydra vulgaris (swiftwater hydra) is the source of this 1700-nucleotide messenger RNA. Its product is annotated as L-threonine ammonia-lyase. Gene Ontology annotation, biological process: L-serine catabolic process; L-threonine catabolic process. Gene Ontology annotation, molecular function: threonine deaminase activity; L-serine ammonia-lyase activity. Lineage: Eukaryota; Metazoa; Cnidaria; Hydrozoa; Anthoathecata; Hydridae. The record is from RefSeq and is a predicted model, not a curated record.